UACAGCAUGUUUCCAUUAUCAGUUUGAACAUCAUCAUCAUCUCAGGAUUCGAUUCAAGAAUAAAUUUCCGGUUUUUUUUUCGCAACACUUUCUUCACUAACAAUUCCAACGAAAAUUUAAAACGAAAAAUCAUCAUGCCAAGAUCAUUUUUGGUUAAAAAAGCGACCACCAAUUAUGGUCAACAAUUUGUUAAAUUACAUAAUCAUCAUCAUCAUCAUAAUAAUCAUAUUGGUGGACGUAAUACGUCAAUAGGUGGCGGAGAUGGACAAAAACAACCACCAUCAAGUCCAACAGAAGGUGAUUGUGCACCAUCUACAAUUUCCGUUAUUGGUUUUAAUAAUAAAUCUGUUCAUCGAUAUUCAUUAAAUUAUGGUACAAAUUUAGAUUCAAAAGCCAAUACGACAACAACAACAACAACAACAACAAUUACUGCAGCAACAACCAUAGUAGAAGCAUCAAGUAAAUUAAAAGAUUCAUCAUCAUCAACAAAAACAACAACAACAACAACAACGAAUGGUGUAAUUGUACAUCAUGGUAAAUCACAACAACAACAACAACAACAAAAUAAACAAUUAUUGGAUUUAAGUAAUAAACGUACAAGAAGUAGUAAUAAUAGUAAUGGAUAUAGUAACCUUUAUAAAUCAUCAAAUGAUUAUAAUAAUAAUAAUAAUAAUAAUUCUGGUUAUCAUACAGCAAGUGAAGAUAAUACAACAAUAACAUCAUUAACUGAAAAUACUGAAUCAACUGGAUAUAAUUCAUCAUCAUCAUCAUCAUCGGAUGAACAUGAUGAUUCUGAUCAUCAUGCAACAACAACAACAACAACAACAAAUUCCGAAUCAAAUAAUUCAAAUGAUAUAACAUUAAUAAAAACAAAUAAAAAAAAUGGAAAGAAAAAUAUAACAAUUAGUUAUACAUAUGAUGCAUUUUUUAUUAGUGAUGGACGAUCAAGAAAACGUAAUAUUAAUGGAAGUAAUAAUAAUAAUAAUUCGAAUAGUAAUAGUAAUAGUAAUGGUAUUGGUGGUGGUGGUGGUGGAAGUGUUAAUAUUGGUGGAAAAAAUGAUAAUGGAAUUGUUAGCAGUGGUGGUGGUGGUAGUGUUAGUCCAAAUAGUAGUAUUGAUUCAAAAGAAAGACAGCGAUAUUCAUGUACUGAAUGUGGUAAACAUUAUGCAACAUCAUCAAAUCUAUCAAGACAUAAACAAACACAUCGUAGUCCGGAUUCACAAUUGGCUAAAAAAUGUCCAACUUGUCAUAAAGUUUAUGUUAGUAUGCCUGCAUUGGCAAUGCAUGUGCUAACACAUAAUCUUAAUCAUAAAUGUGAAGAAUGUGGAAAAGCUUUUUCACGUCCAUGGUUAUUACAAGGUCAUAUGCGUUCACAUACUGGUGAAAAACCAUUUGGAUGUGCUCAUUGUGGUAAAGCAUUUGCUGAUCGAUCUAAUCUUAGAGCUCAUAUGCAAACACAUAGUGCAUUCAAACAUUUUCGUUGUGAACGAUGUAAUAAAUCUUUUGCACUUAAAUCAUAUCUAAAUAAACAUUACGAAUCAUCAUGUUUUAAGGAUACAAACAACAACAACAACAACAGUAAACAACAAGAACAAUCAAUGGAAAUGAAUGGUAAUAAUGAUGAUGAUGAUGAUGAUGAAAAUAAUUGUGAAACAUUAGAGAAUCAUUGUUCUCCCACUUCAUCAUCAACAACAACAACAUUUUUAACAUCGACAACAACAACAACAAAUAAUAAUCAAAUGAAUAGUAAUGAACAACAACAACAACGAGAGCCGGAAAAGCCUCAUCAACAACAACAACAACAACGGCCAAGCUAUACAACAACAACAAAUCCACAAACGAAUAGUAUUACAAUAACAAGAUCUAAAGUAUUACAGAAUGGUAUUAAUAAAAGAAAAUCAAGUGAAUAAUAAUCA
Molecule: messenger RNA, 1916 nt
Organism: Dermatophagoides pteronyssinus (European house dust mite)
Lineage: Eukaryota; Metazoa; Arthropoda; Arachnida; Sarcoptiformes; Pyroglyphidae
Biological process (GO): regulation of DNA-templated transcription
Molecular function (GO): RNA polymerase II cis-regulatory region sequence-specific DNA binding; DNA-binding transcription factor activity, RNA polymerase II-specific
Source: RefSeq, a predicted model, not a curated record